AUGGCUCACCCCAUCGCUCCCACCGUCAUCCGUGGCUCUGAGCCGCCCUUCCUGUCUCUGGAGCCGGCUAGCCCGCACCUGCCUAUCACCAAUGAGGAUCAUGGCGUCCGCAGCCGCCCCAUCCCCGGCGUUCGCUGCCCGACUUGCGCCGCCAACGGCACCGAGGUCUGGGUCAUCCCGGGCCGUGCCUGCGGAUACUGUGGCACCCCCUGCUUCUAG
Molecule: messenger RNA, 219 nt
Organism: Thyridium curvatum
Lineage: Eukaryota; Fungi; Ascomycota; Sordariomycetes; Thyridiales; Thyridiaceae
Exons: 2
Coding region: 1-219 (72 amino acids)
Source: RefSeq, a predicted model, not a curated record